This is a messenger RNA of Heterobasidion irregulare TC 32-1, 777 nucleotides long. RefSeq lists its product as uncharacterized. Gene Ontology annotation, biological process: protein transport. The transcript has 10 exons. The annotation marks the transcript as partial. Lineage: Eukaryota; Fungi; Basidiomycota; Agaricomycetes; Russulales; Bondarzewiaceae. The record is from RefSeq and is a predicted model, not a curated record. Gene Ontology annotation, cellular component: recycling endosome membrane; trans-Golgi network membrane.
GAUAUCACGAAAAACCCGUUUGGAUCAACCAACUCUCUCGACACGAACCCUUUUGACGACCCUUUCGCCGAACCUUCUUCGACGUAUGCCCAAGAACAACACGCUGCUCGUGCAGUCGAACUCAAUCAGCGAGAGAGAGACCUCGAACGAAGGGAGCAAGAGCUAAACAGCAAAGCCGAAAAUAUCAGAAAGCAUGGUCGUAGUAACUGGCCUCCAUUUUUUCCCCUCAUCUACCAUUCAAUAGCAGAUGAGAUUCCUGAAGCAUCUAGACCUCUCAUGUCACGACUCUACCUCCUUUGGCUCGUCCUCGCGGCAACUUUGGUCAUCAACAUGGUGGCAUGUAUUUUUGUUCUCACAGCUGGUUCGUCUGAUGGAGGAAAGGACCUUGGGGCAAGUAUCGGAUAUAUUCCCAUCAUUGGGGGUCUAUCGUUUCUUCUUUGGUAUAGACCCAUCUAUAAUGGCUACAUGAAGGAACAAGCCUUGUACUACUAUCUCUACUUUUUCUUUGGCGGGUUCCAUCUAUUAUUCUCCAUCUAUAUGAUUAUCGGCAUUCCUAGCACUGGUUCCGCCGGGCUGAUCCAAACAGUCUCAAUGUAUUCACGAGGCGCGUUGGCAGCAGGAAUUCUUGGCACAAUCACCACUGUAGGUUGGACGUUACAAGGCGUUGGAAACGCCUUCUAUUAUUGGCAGAUCUGGCAGCAUCAUACUGCAGCUGGCCACAGUGCGAAGUCCGAGCUGGCCACUCAUGGUGCAAAGGCAUACUUCACGCGCGGUUGA